UGUUUUGAAUUUAUUAAUUUGAAACGGGAUAUGCAAUAUAUAGGCUCUCAUUUGGAUCUGCUUUCAUGCAUUUGAGUGUGGUUCGUUCAAAUAAAUCCUAGAUAUUUCAUGGAUUUUGGCUGUCUAAAUAUCUAAUUCUAGUUAUUGGCAUUCAGGGAAUAACAUUAGUUAUGGGACUGUUUAGCCUUGUGCCAAAGUGAGAUUGAUUUAACUGUUUGUGUCUGCCGAACUCUUCAUCUAUGCUCCGAUGGUAUUGAUAAAGUAUAUGAGCAACUGAAUUAUAUUUACAUAUUUUCAAGGAUUUGAUCCAAAUAGUUUAUCGCAUAUUUGCAUGACAAAAAAUGGAAGGUCAACGGUCACCAGGUGGUAAGGUGCUGCACGGAUGGGCCUAUGGUUGUCAAGACCUGCAAGGAUCAAUGAAGCCUUCUCAUGAACAAAAGCCAUGCAUGCUCGAACUUCCUUCUGCUUCUGGUUUAGUUGAGAAUGAGGGACAUGAAAACAUGGUUAUUGAGGAUGAUGUGACAAAUUAUGCUGAACAAGGCACACUUGAGCACAAUGAAGUUGGUAAGAGUGAGGAUGGUUCCCCCUGGCAGCGCAUGAAAUGGACUGGAAAAAUGGUGAAGCUUUUGAUCACUAUUCUUUCUUACAUUGGGGAGGAUCCUUCCACUGAUUGUGUGGGUAGUCAGAGAAAAAUGUCUUCUCUUUUGAGGAAACUAGGAAAAUGGAAGUGUGUUUCAAAGGUUAUGGUUGAGAGGGGUUACCAUGUAUCUCCUCAACAAUGUGAGGAUAAGUUUAAUAAUUUGAACAAAACAUAUAGGAGACUGAAUGAUUUACUGGGGAGAGGCACUUCUUGCAAGGUUGUUGAGAACCCAAAGCUUUUGGACGUAAUAGAUUUAUCUGAGAAGGGGAAAGAAGACGUAAGAAAAAUUUUGACUUCAAAACAUUUGUUUUUUGAAGAGAUGUGCUCCUAUCACAAUGGCAAUCGAUUGUAUCUACCUCAUGAUCCAGAUUUGUUGCAGUCUUUGCUGUUAAUUCUGAAGAAUGAAAACGAGAAUGAGCUUCAUGACUUGAGCCAGCCUGAGCUUUAUGGUACUGAUCAAAAAGCUGGAGUCCUUGCUGAAGGUGAUGCAGCUGAGGAUAGUGGGGCAACUUCUGGGAUUCCAGUGUUCUCAGCAAGGUUGAGACUGACUAAUGAAAAUGAAAUUGCUGGUUUUGGGAAUACUUCAAAGCCAUUGGAUUCUAACCAACCUUUAGAUGCUCAAGGUGAUUUAGCUGAGUACAAUGGGACAAAUUCUGGGUUUUCUGCAGUCUCUGCAAUGUGGUUGAAGCAAACAAAUGAAAACAAAGUUGCAGGCCUUGGGAAUCCUUUGAAACCGUGGGAUUGCAACCAAAUUUCAGAUGCUCAACCACUUUAUAAUUUCACUCAUCAGAAUCUUUGUUGCCCUGAAGGCAAUGAGGCAGAUAGAUCACAGAAUCAACAGAUGGCAUAUCGCAUGUAUCAACUAGAGAUGCAAAAAUUACAGCUAAAAUCCGAGAUGCUUAAGUUAGAGAAGCAGCGGUUCAAGUGGCAGUGUAACAGCCUGAAACAGGACAUGGAGGUGGACAAGAUGAGAAUGGAAAACAAGUGUCUGAAACUUGGGAAUGAGUGCAUAGCAAUGCAACUUAAGCAGAGAAGUAUGGAUCUUAAAAGGGAUUAAGCUGAUUAAUUAAUUAGCACAUGAAUCUGGGUAUAUCUGUUUCUUUAUUUCUCUGCUAAUCUGUAUCCAUCAAACAAUUUCUUUUUCUAUCCUUGACUGCUGUUUGCAAUAGUUUCAAAGAUUCUCGCGCCCUCUCUCUCACAAGUAUAAGUUUUCCCUUCUAUCUAACCGAUGCAUGUCUAUGUUAUCUUUGCGUAAUUCUAUUGCCUUUGGAUUUUCUUGAUGUUACCUGAUUACCUUUAAUCACAUUCUGAAGAUUGAAAAACUCCAUAUUUGUCAAUAUUAUAAAUCACUAAGAUGCUGAUCCAAAAUAAGCAUUUUCUCUUUAAUCACCUUCCUUAUUAUCCUUUGAAGGGGUUUUAAUAUUUCUGACUAAUUGUGAUCACAAGCUCCAGACAGUCAUUGCCACCAGCGCACCAAGGAGUGAAACAUGGUCUGAGCAGGCUUUAACUUGAUAACAUGGCCCAUGAUCAAUCCUAUGGUACGGUUGAUCUGUAAUCUGUCAAGCUGUUCGUUCUUAUUCUAAUUUUAUGUUGGUUUAACUUGGUUUGUGUGCUCUUAAUUACGUGAAACGAGUUUUUACUAAAUUAAGUGAAAAAGGGAUCCUAAAAAACCCAAACUUUUCGAAUUUCAACUCUCUAUUUUAAGAUUUAAGAAACAAAAAACAAGUUAAAACUAUGCUAGAUUGUCAGCCACUGCCUGCCUUGAACCUUUCUGCACCAUUGAAUAACAAAUGGUCAAAACCAAAAAAAUGGAAACAACAGAUCCCUAUUUAAGCUCCCCAGAAGGCAAAUGAUUCUCAUCACAAGAAAGGCUCCAUUUCCUUCUUUGUUUCUUCUUCGAACCCUUUCUCAUAAGAGAGAAAGGUUUCCUUCCUCUUUGGAGUUAAUUUUUGGAGAUUUGAUCAGACAUGGGUGCCUGCGCUAGUGUGCCAAAGGCAAUGAGGGAUGAGGCCUCUGCCCCACUUCCGGAACCAGCCAAGGAGGAGUCUGUUCAGGCUGAGCACACCCCUGAGGAACUGAUGGUCGAAAAAAAGGAAAAUGAAGCUGAUGAAAGCAAACAACAAUCUCUUGGUUCUUUGCUUGAUGAGCCUGAAAAGACUGAGGCAGACAAGGAACCAACCGAGGCCCAGCAGCCCCAGGUAGAACUUCCUGCAGAGCCAAAGCCAGAGGAAUCAAAACAAGAAGAAACAAAGGUAGAGGCCCAAAAGGAAGAACCAGAGGCAGAACCAAAGAAAGAAGAACAAAAGGCAGAGGCUAAGGAGGAAGAACCCAAGGUAGAGCCAAAGAAAGAAGAACCAAAAACAGAGGCACCAGCUGCCCCAGCGGAGAGCGAGGAAGAGAAGGAAAAGAAGACAGAAGCAAAGGAAUCUCAGUAACAACAUUGCAGUACCAAGAAGAAUUCUUGUUAAAUUCAUUCUAUGGGGAAAUGAGCUCUGAUUGUGAGCUUAAUUGUAAAAUUCUACUAAGUAUUAUUGUAGGAUGAUAUUUUGUUUCUAUAGGGAGUGCCCUGUUCGAUCUUAACUGCAUAUGUAAUUCAACCAGGGGCUUCCACGCUUGGUUUUGAUCUCUCUUUUUCUUUCA
Theobroma umbraticum is the source of this 3280-nucleotide messenger RNA. RefSeq lists its product as uncharacterized. NCBI's taxonomy places the organism in Eukaryota, Viridiplantae, Streptophyta, Magnoliopsida, Malvales, Malvaceae. The record is from RefSeq and is a predicted model, not a curated record.